GCCUAUUCCAAAGAACUGACAGCCGCCGUGGCAGCAGUACGACGAGCCGCACAGAUCACGACAAAAUUACAAAGGGACCUCGCCAACGUCGAAAGUGCGACCAAGGACGACGCCUCCCCGGUGACGGUGGCGGACGUGGCUGCCCAGUGCGUCGUCAUCGAUGCGCUAUCAUCAUUAUUUCCGGACGACGGCUUCGUGGCCGAGGAGAGCGCGGCGGAUCUGCUGGAGCGGGGCGAGCGUAGGUGUAUAGAGGCCGCGGCGGCAGCUGCUGAUGUGUCCGUCGAGGAGCUCUGCAACAUCGUGGACACGCGCCGACCAAACUCCAAAAGAUGGUGGGUCCUGGACCCCAUCGAUGGGACGAAAGGGUUCCUGAGAGGCGCGCAGUACUGCACGGCGCUCUCAUUGAUCGACGUUUAUGAGGGAGAUUAUGAACGAGAAGCGGUCGUUGGUGUGUUAGGGUGCCCAAAUCUCGAAAGGGACGGGAGCUUACGUGAGGGAAGUGAUGGCGACGGGGUCGUGGUGGCGGCGGCGCGCGGCGCCGGUUGUUUUAUGACUCCUUACGCCGAGGAUGACUGGACGCCGUUAACUACCACACAACGUGCAUCGUGGACCGACGGUCUGUUGAUCGAGGGCGUCGCGGCCUCGCAUUCGGACCACGGCGCUUCUGAGAGAGCGGCCCGAACCCUCAAACUAAAAAGUGAGCCGGUGCGCCUCGACAGCCAGGCGAAGCACGCCUUGCUGGCGGGCGGCCGCGGCGAUCUUUUUACGAGGCUGCCGCGGCCGGGCUACGUCGAGCGCGUCUGGGACUUUGCUGCGGCCAAAUGCGUGGUGGAGGAGGCGGGCGGCGCCAUCACCGACCUGAAGGGUAGGCCCAUCGACGUCGGAUUGGGAACAUACUUAGACGCGAGCGUCGAGGGCAUCGUCGCGUCGGGCGCGCCGGCUUUACAUCGAGAGGCGUUGGACGCGGUGAACGCGGGGCUGGCGGCUAAGGACUAGGUAACUGUGCGUCGAUGGCGUGGAGGGGGGCGUUGUAUCUGUUACGGUGCUAGGGCUAGUGGGCGGAGCCGCGAUGCAGCGGCGCGGGCCGAAAAGCAACACCCGCGGCGCCGGAGCCGUACAGCGCCUCCGACGAGCACCUUGUAGAGGUGGCGACGGGCGCGACGCCCGAACCAAGGCGGGGCGCCGGCGAGCCGCAGCUACAAGGCUCAUGAGUGAACGCCGCAGAGGCUGCCUUUACGUGCUCGCAACGCGACGACCAUGGGCGGAGGUGAGCCAUAACUUCGUCCAGAGGCGCCGCCGCCCCGCGCGCCCCGCUUGUCCAAAAAAGGGCAGCCGCCGCGCGCCCGCGCGCCCACCCCCAUACAUUGCAGCCCCAACACCUCGCUACGCGCGUCGCAGGCGCGAGCGUCCCGUCGGACAUGAAGCAGAAGGUAUGAGAACCGGCGUCCCGACCCAACCACGACGGCGCGCCGCGCGCCGCCGUCGCGCGACGCACACACAAGGCGCGUCCGCCGCCGCCACUCUCGUCUCAUCUCUCCGCGUCGCGGCGACGGCGUAUGGACAGCGCUCACCUCACGCCAUCGAAGCGACGGUCGCGGCGAUGGCGUGGGGGCCGCACGCCGUCGACGCGACGACGCUUUCGGCCUUCGACGCCAGGACGACGCGACGCGACGCAGGUCCACGCGGCCUUCGACGUGCAAGAUACCGAGGCCUGGUCCAACGCCGACGAUUUGAGGACGCCGUCCGAGGUCAAGGCCGAGCUCGCGCGCUUACGACAACUCGCGCUCGCGUGCGUCACCGCGAAGAUGGACAACAAGAAAGUUAAUGACAAAAUUGAUUUGAACGCUCCCAAAAAAGCAGCGGUCUACAAGGCGCCUUUGGUGCGAGAAGCCAUUGCGCGGUGCCUGUCGUCGAACCCCCUCUUCAAGCGGUGCCGCCCGGAGGAGAAAGAAGAAUUGUUAGGACAGUUCGAGAAAGUCCAAUUUACGAAGGGUAGUACGAUUAUCAAACAGGGCGACGAAGGGGCUACCUUCUAUGUGGUCGAGGACGGUGUGUGUGACGCCUUCAUCAAAGGAACGUCCAAAGCUGUCGCGUCUCCGGGGCCCGGUUCGGGGUUCGGUGAGCUGGCACUGAUGUACAACACCCCCAGAGCGGCGACGAUCGUGGCUCGCACGCCCGUCAUAUUGUGGAAGAUUGAGAGAUCUGAAUAUCGCUUAGUACUGGCUUCGCACGCGAAGCAACGGAGUGAUGAAUAUAAAGCUUUGUUAGCUGAAGUGGAGUUGAUCAAUUCAGAGGGCACGAAGAAGCGCCCGCUCAAACACUGCAUCACGGACCAGCAGAUGACGAAACUCGCGGAUGCCAUGGACGAAGAUGUGGUCCCUGCGGGCCAGAACGUGAUCGUCCAGGGCGACGAAGGCCAUACCUUCUUCGUGAUCGCGGACGGUGAUGUCGAUGUCUACGUCGAUAAUAGUAAGGUCAAUACGUUGGGUAGAGGUCGCUACUUCGGCGAAGUCGCUCUUAUUAGGGAUGACAAGAGAAACGCCACCAUAACCGCGGGAAGAACUGGAGCCAAGGUACUAGCUGUUGAUCGGGAAGACUUUGUCGCGUUGUUAGGUGACAUUGAUGCUCUCAUCUCAAGUGGUUCGUCGGAAGAAGUGGAGGUUGACUUAACGAAGCGCGACGCGGCCCAGAUUGGACUUAAGGAUCUAACAGUGAUAAGAACGUUAGGACACGGCGCCUUCGGUACGGUAGCAUUGGCGUGCCAUGAAGCGUCCGGGCGACACUAUGCCCUCAAGUCGCAGGCCAAGCACGCGAUCUGCGAGAACAAUCUCCAGGAACACGUGUUGAUGGAGCGAGAAAUACUGAUGAUGCUCGACCACCCCUUCAUUCUCAAGCUCGUGUGUGCGUUCCAAGAUGACUACGACGUGUACUUCUUACUUGAACUACUCAUCGGAGGUGAGUUGUUUUCUCAUUUACGACGUGCUGGUAGAUUUGACGAGCCUUCAGCUAAAUUCUACGCGGCUGGUGUCGUGCUGGCUUUCGAGCACAUGCACGCCAAGAAGGUCGCCUACCGAGACUUAAAACCGGAAAACUUAGUGCUAGACAACCGAGGCUACGUCAAGCUCGUCGACCUCGGCCUGGCCAAGGUGGUCCCCGGAAAGACGUGGACCCUGUGUGGUACUCCUGAUUACUUAGCCCCGGAAGUUAUUUUGAAUGAGGGCCAUGAUAAGGCUGUCGAUUAUUGGGCGCUAGGUGUUCUGAUAUAUGAGUUAGUGGCUGGAGUGCCUCCGUUUUAUGCUGACGACCCGAUGGACGUCUACGAGAAGAUCCUUUCAGCUAAUAUGGCCUUUCCCUCGCAUUUCGGCCGUUAUCUCAAUGAUGUGGUCCGCAAGCUCUUAAAGUUGUGCCAGUCCAAGCGCUUAGGUAAUGGGCGCCAGGGCGUCGGUGCGAUCAAGAAGCAUCGGUGGUUCUCGGGCUUUGGGUGGGACGAUUUACUGGAGGGCAAGCUCAAGCCGCCGGUCGACGUCAAGGUCCAGAACGAUGGCGACGCCCACAACUUCGACACGUACGACGAGCAGAAGUCUGAAAGAGUGGCGCGGCGGUCGUGGCGCCCCGCUCUGGAUGAUUGAACAUACUGUGCCGCGCGCCCCUCCCCCACGGCUGCGAUCCCCUCCCCCCGUUGCGUUGAAUGUGCCCUGUGUGUGCUAAGAAACACCUGUGCCUCUUA
Messenger RNA from Pelagomonas calceolata, 3727 nucleotides. The record is from the annotation of a GenBank genome assembly. Lineage: Eukaryota; Pelagophyceae; Pelagomonadales; Pelagomonadaceae.